AUGACAAUCGGAGAUGGCUUCCCUCCGUUCUACGGCGAGCGUCGUACAGCCGCCAGUGUCGACCUGGAGCAGCUGAUCGUCAUCGUCGUCUUCUGCGUCCUCGCGGUCGCCUUCUUGCUCAUCCUGCCGGGCAUCCGUGGCCGAGCGCGAAUCUACUGGUUCAUUCGAGUGCUCCUCAGCCUGCUGAUCGGAUGCAUGAUAGUCGUGGUGAACUUCCAGACGCACUGGGAGGUGGGCCACGUGGAGACGCAGACGGAGUACCGCGUGGCGGAUGGCAGCACCAUCAAGGCGCGCAUCGGCCUCGGCGUUUCUCUCCACGGCUUCAACAUCACCCUGAAAGGAACUCCGCAGAUUCAGCUGAACGAGAUGAUCGACUACAACGAGCGCUUCACUUGGCAAUCCGGCAACAUCGACGGCGACUACCAGCAUGCUCUUCAGAGGGGCCUUCCCGUGCCCAUCCUGCAGCUCGCCGAGACGUUCGGCAGCAACAGCGCCUGCGCCAAAGUGUCCCAGUACGCGCAGGCGGGGCGAUACGCCUCCGCGCUCAUUUGGGUCGCGUUUGUCUGCUGGGUCCUCUCCAACUUGCUGUUCGUCAUCGUGCUCCGCUACGGCGGCGCGGCGCUGCUCAUGACCGGCUUCUUCCUGGUGACGGCGCUCAUCUCCUUCGGCUGCACGCGGCUCGCGCCGGUCUGCCAAACCCGACUGGGGCUCGAGAGCGUCUCACUGCAAACCACUUUUGGAUACAGCUUCUGGCUCACGCUCGCCAACGGUGAGCGGAGGACGGCGUUGGACACAAUGGUGUAG
Callorhinchus milii (elephant shark) is the source of this 804-nucleotide messenger RNA. RefSeq names its product dual oxidase maturation factor 2-like. Gene Ontology annotation, biological process: protein transport. The transcript has 5 exons. Bases 1 to 804 code for a protein of 267 amino acids. NCBI's taxonomy places the organism in Eukaryota, Metazoa, Chordata, Chondrichthyes, Chimaeriformes, Callorhinchidae. The record is from RefSeq and is a predicted model, not a curated record. Gene Ontology annotation, cellular component: endoplasmic reticulum membrane.